CGGCCAGGCCCGGACAGGCUGCUGGCUUCGGGCGUCCGGCCCGUGUCCCUGCUACUGGCACAAGCCGAGCUGCGGGGGCGGGAUGCUGUCAAACAGCAGAGACUUGGACAGAGGCCACGAAGGAGCAGUCAUUGUGCCAGAGGUGUUGGGAGAGACUGUGAGCAACAAUGGAAAUGAAGCUGCCCACGCUCUGAGUGAAGGCUGUCCGUUGAGCAGGGUGUCAGGACCAGAAGCAAAACUAGAAGGUUCUGAGCAAAAAUCUGAAGAGAAAACUAUUGAGAAUGCAAUUGGCCAGAGGCAGAGUAAAGACAGCUUGAAUGACUACAGCACUGGAGACACCCUCCAAAAAGUGCAAAAAGAUGUUAAAACUGAAGAGAAAGCUAUCACCUGCACAUCCAGAGCAGAUCAACGGAAUGAACAAAAAUUGGUUGAUGAUCACAAGUCAGUAAUCAGCUCAUUCAGUCAAAAGACGGAAGAAAAAGGGGGCUGUGUGAGAAUGACAAAAAAGAUUCUGCAAGACAUUUGUAAGCAGCACAAAUUGUACUUGACCCCAUCCUUAAAUGAUACGCUUUACUUGCAUUAUAAAGGAUUUGACCGCCUGGAGAAUCUUGAAGAGUAUACUGGAUUGAGGUGUUUGUGGCUGGAAUGCAAUGGCUUAACAAAAAUUGAGAAUUUGGAGGCUCUGACAGAGUUGCGCUGCCUCUACCUGCAGCUCAAUUUAAUUAACAGAAUCGAAAACCUGGAAUCCUUACAAAAGCUGGAUUCCCUCAAUCUAAGUAACAACUAUGUCAAGACCAUUGAGAAUCUCUCUUGUCUAAAAGUCCUGAACACUCUGCAGAUUGCUCACAAUAAGUUAGAAACAGUGGAAGACAUACAACACUUGCAAGAAUGCCCAAGUAUUUCUGUUCUCGAUCUUUCCCACAACAACAUAAGUGAUCCAAAUAUUGUAACUAUUCUGGAGACAAUGCCUAAUUUGCAUGUGCUGAAUUUAAUGGGAAAUCAAGUGAUUAAGAAAAUCACUAAUUAUAGAAAAACACUCACUGUUCGACUAAAACAGCUAACGUAUUUGGAUGACAGACCAGUAUUCCCAAAGGAUAGAGCCUGUGCAGAAGCCUGGGCUGUUGGAGGGCUUGAAGCUGAGAAGGCAGAAAGGGAAAAAUGGGAAACUAGAGAGAGAAAAAAAAUACAAGAUAGCAUUGAUGCUUUAGCUGCAAUCAGGCAAAAAGCAUUGGAAAAGAAGACACAGAAGUAUAUAGAAGAAAGAGAUGCAGGUGCAAAACAUGGAAAUGAAGGUGCAGCAGACAUCAUAGAAGGAGCAUCUGCAAAUUCAGGUAACGAUGAAAAUUACAGUACAUCAGAGAUAUCAAAUUUAUCAGAACAGCAAGAAACUCACGAGAAGACAGAGAGAUUUGGAAAUGAAAAUUUUUAUGCUCAUGAUGAUGUGAUAACGCUCCUAACAGACAGAGGAGAUAACACUGACUUCCCAUCUGGAAAGAUUUCUGAGGGUGCACAUGAAUCAAAUUCUUACAAAUGCUCAGACUUCAACAGGAAGAUAGAUGAUCUUCCAAGAGAGAAGACAGCUUCUGAAAGGUCUGUGGUUCCUGAAAUGGCUGAGUAUGCUGAAAUCGAACAGAUCAAAUGUGAGACACCAGAGAAACUUCGACUUGGUGUAUGUAUUAGAUUCAGGUAUUUGAUUCAGAUUUUGGUUUGGUUAUUGUCUACUCCCAGAUUAACUCCUUUAACAUCCUGGCUAGACAAAGUAUAUGGCUAGGUUUCCAAGAAAAGUCCACUACUAGGAAAAGUAGAAGAAAAAAAAAAAUUAAGUGGAAGGAAUUUACUACUGUUACCGAAGUCUGUUCUGUCCUUUGGCUAUUAGAUAGCCCAAAGUUGAAGUUCUAGGUCUGUGAUUUCUCUGUGGAGAGAGUUAGCAAGGACUUUAAUGUGAAAAAUAGAAAUUGCAAUAGAAAGAAUCCAGGGAGUAAAUACAUCCUUCUAAGGAAAACUCCAAUAAAGUAUUCAUUUGAAAAGAGAAACAAUCAUAGGAAAAACAUAAGGAACACAUAGCCACCCAGUUACUGUCAAUGUUAGCUGGUAAUAUUAGAUACUAUAAUUAGUUCUCAAAACUCACAAGCAUAUUUCCAAGAAAAGCAGCAUGUGCAUGUUUUGGGUAGGUAAUAAAGGAUUAGCAUUUCUAAUGUAUUCUUGUUUUCUAAGAUUUCUAUCUGAUGAUGCAAACAUUUAAACAUUUCAUCACGUUUAGCCACAAGGACCUGAGUGUGACCACCGAGAAAUACAAUUUGAGUGCAAAGGAGUAUCAUUCAAUAUAUUCUAGUUACAACCCAACUGCAAAACUGACAGUGCCAGAUUAUGACACAACUGCUAACUGUUGAGUUUGCAAUUUUCCAGAGUAGUUAAUAUCUCUUGUGCAACAUUGCUAACUAAAUUCUUAUUGAAAUGCUUUAGAAAAGUCAGUUACAUCUCUUCUGUGCUCUUAAUGUCCUAGGAAAAAAAAACCAUCCUAUUACUGUAAGGCUCAACUCAUUGUUUCAGUAAGGGCUUACUGCUGCAUCUUCCUAUUCAGGUGUUUUUGAUAAUAGACUUAACAAGGAUAGUGGAGAGAACUGGCAGCAAUUCCAAGUAUAUACAAUGUGAUUUUCAUAAGCAGAACCCGCAGGGCUGAAAUACAAGCUCUUUUCUUGGUGCUGUAUGGCACCAUUGUGUAACACAGUAUAAAAGAAAUGCUUCAGCAUGCCUACAUGGAGUUUCUUCCAUCACAUAAGAAAAACCCAACAAAUCUCAUACUAAUGCAUGUUUUAGUGUUCUAUGCUAUGCUGUUCUACAACUGAUACUUAAUAAUUUAUUGUCAGGAACUUCUGGCAGCAGCCUCCAAUACUUACGCUAUUGCAGAUUUUCCGGAGACAUUUAGCACUGACAUAGCAGGGGAUGGCUGUGAAGAUGCUGUAAAUUAGAAUUUCUGAAGAAGCACUGUAGUCUGUAUUUGUCUGUGGACGGUCUCAGUAGUAAUACAAGUGAGAAGAGUGGGGGAAGAUUUAUAGUGCGGUGGAUCUGACGUCCCUGUGUCGCGCAGAAACAAGUCAGACGUGCACAGACUGGUUUUCGUGCAUAAUCUUUGGCAGUGUUUGAACUAACAGCUAUUUCCCUUUUGACACCAAACUCAGUAACAGUCACCUCCAAAUCUUAAUGCAUGCAUUUUCCAUUAUUUUAUUCUAAAACGAUGUGAAUUCAGGAUAUGCUACACUAGCCACAACCACAUCAGGAAACAGAAGUUUUGUUUUGUUUCUGUAACAGCCUUCACAUACAAGACUGUGCAGAUCAGAUGAUUCUGAUGCUGCUGUGCCAAGUGAAUAGCUAUACAAAACCAGUCAGCUCUAAAACAGUACUAAAGGAGGUGCUUUUACCAGCAUUAGCCAGCAUUGAGAAAUUGCUAGAAAGGUAUUACAUUCUACCUGACAUUUUGUAUUUUACCCUCUAUUUUUGCUUUCACUGUCAGCAACUGGCAUGUGAUUUAGAAAAUGUUUUUUAAUGGAAACCUGUUCAAGGGAAAAAAUUCUCAGCAAGUUUCCAGUUCCGUUUCCUUAAUUACAUGGCAUUCACAGUAAAACAUUGUUUUAUUAGUUGUAUUUAGGUUAACAGAAUUUACUGAGAAAUUGUCUCAAAAAGUCAGAAGAUCUUGUUUUGGCUUUUACCAAAAGAUGAAUUACAGUUAAGAUUAAGUAAGUCUAUUGAUAGAUACAAGACAACCAACAGACGUAAACCACAUUUCCUUUUAAAAUCUUGUUAGUGUCUUCUUGUCUAUCCAUUUUUCUUCCUC
Molecule: messenger RNA, 3832 nt
Organism: Meleagris gallopavo (turkey)
Lineage: Eukaryota; Metazoa; Chordata; Aves; Galliformes; Phasianidae
Source: RefSeq, a predicted model, not a curated record